AUGUUGAGAGCUACCAGAGGAUCCUUGAGCAAGCGUUUGGCGUACGCUGUGCGUCGUAACUAUUCCUCUCACAAGGAACUUAAGUUCGGCGUUGAGGGCAGAGCCGCCCUACUGAAGGGUGUGGAAACUCUUGCUGAAGCUGUUUCGGCGACUUUGGGUCCCAAGGGUAGAAACGUUUUAAUCGAGCAGCCAUUUGGCGCUCCAAAGAUCACAAAAGAUGGUGUUACUGUGGCUAAAGCCAUCGUUUUGGAAGACAAAUUUGAGAACAUGGGUGCAAAGCUGUUGCAAGAAGUUGCUUCCAAGACUAACGAGGCUGCUGGUGAUGGUACCACGUCGGCCACUGUCUUGGGACGCGCCAUUUUCACGGAAUCUGUCAAAAACGUUGCCGCUGGUUGCAACCCUAUGGACCUAAGAAGAGGUACCCAGGCUGCUGUGGAAAAAGUGAUCUCUUUCCUCAGCGCAAACAAGAAGGAAAUCACCACCUCUGCCGAAAUUGCUCAGGUGGCCACCAUCUCUGCCAACGGAGACGCCCACGUCGGCAAGCUUUUGGCCUCCGCUAUGGAGAAGGUCGGCAAAGAAGGUGUGAUCACCAUCAAGGAGGGUAGAACCUUGGAAGACGAGUUGGAAGUGACCGAGGGUAUGAGAUUCGACCGUGGUUUCAUCUCUCCUUAUUUCAUCACCGACGCAAAGGCCAACAAAGUGGAGUUCGAGAAGCCAUUGAUGUUGCUAAGCGAAAAGAAGAUCUCUUCGAUCCAGGACAUUUUGCCCGCCUUGGAGAUCUCGAACCAGACCAGAAGACCUCUCUUGAUUGUCGCCGAAGACAUUGACGGCGAAGCCCUAGCUGCCUGUAUUUUGAAUAAGCUCAGAGGACAAGUCAAGGUGUGCGCCGUUAAAGCUCCAGGCUUUGGUGACAACAGAAAAAACACUUUAGGCGACAUUGCCAUUCUUUCUGGUGGUACAGUUUUCACCGAAGAGCUGGACUUGAAGCCCGAAAACUGCACCUUGGAACAUCUAGGUUCCUGCGAUGCCAUCACAAUUACUAAAGAGGACACUGUCAUUCUCAAUGGUAACGGCAGCAAAGACAACAUCACUGCUAGAGUGGAACAAAUCAAGAACUCCAUCGACCUAACCACAACAAACUCGUACGAAAAGGAAAAGUUGCAGGAACGUCUAGCCAAGCUUUCCGGUGGUGUCGCGGUUGUGAGAGUCGGUGGUUCCUCUGAAGUCGAGGUCAGCGAGAAGAAAGACCGUUACGACGACGCUUUGAACGCUACCAGAGCUGCCGUUGAAGAAGGUAUACUACCAGGUGGUGGUACCGCUUUGUUGAAGGCUUGCAAAGUUCUAGACGAAGUUGAGACUGAGAACUUUGACCAAAAGCUCGGUGUGGACAUUAUUAGAAAGGCUAUCACCAGACCCGCCAGAAAGAUUAUCGAAAAUGCUGGAGAAGAGGGCUCUGUUAUCGUGGGCAAGAUCAUCGACGAAUACGGGAAUGACUUUACCAAGGGUUACAACGCCGCUAAGAGUGAGUACACUGACAUGUUGGCCGCUGGUAUCAUUGACCCAUUCAAGGUCGUGAGAUCAGGUUUGGUGGACGCCUCGGGUGUUGCCUCUUUGUUGGCUACUACCGAAGUGGCCAUCGUCGACGCCCCUCAACCACCAAGCGCCGGACCCCCUGGUGGCAUGCCAGGCAUGCCCGGUAUGAUGUAA
Molecule: messenger RNA, 1707 nt
Organism: Lachancea meyersii CBS 8951
Lineage: Eukaryota; Fungi; Ascomycota; Saccharomycetes; Saccharomycetales; Saccharomycetaceae
Source: the annotation of a GenBank genome assembly